UGUCUAGAUCAUCAUCCACCAUUCUUUGUCAAUCUAUUUUGCAAAAUCCCAAGCACCCUUCUCUUUCCUCCUAAAUCCAAGCAAAAUUACCUUAUAUUCAGAUUCCAUAUCCAAACUAAAAACCAAAAAUAAGAAGAAAAGUAAAAUAAGGAGGAGAAGGAGAGAGAGGGGAAAAAAAAAAAAAAAAAAAAAAAAGAAGGGGAAAAGUCAAAGGUCAAAUUUAUCCUUUUUUCCCUUCUUUCUUCCUCCUUAAUUCCUUUCUUUCUUUCUUUGCUCAAAACUUAAACCCACCACCCCAGAAGUGAGAGAGAGAGAGAGAGAAUUAGAAUUUCAAAGGAAAAAAAAAAAAAAAAAUCAAAUACAGAGAGAGGGAAAGAGAAAAAGUAAAAUGUGUGGGAUCUUUGCCUACUUGAAUUACAACGUAAACAGAGAGAGGCGUUAUAUCCUUCAAGUUCUCUUCAAUGGUCUUAGGCGUUUGGAGUACCGAGGCUAUGAUUCUGCUGGGAUUUCCAUUGACGAUUCUUCCUCCUUUUCUGCCGAUCUGGAAGCUCCCCAAUCCUCUUCCAGCUCUCUAUCUGGUCUUUCCCCUUCUCUUGUUUUUCGUCAGGAAGGAAACAUCGAGUCCCUCGUCAAAUCAGUUUAUCAAGAGGUUGCUGAAAGUGAAAUUAAUUUGGAGGAAUCUUAUUCUGUCCAUGCUGGAAUUGCUCACACCCGUUGGGCAACUCAUGGAGAGCCAGCACCAAGGAACAGCCAUCCUCAGACAUCUGGUCCUGGAAAUGAAUUCUUGGUUGUUCACAAUGGUGUUGUCACUAACUAUGAGGUCUUAAAGGAAACACUAGUUCGUCAUGGCUUCACAUUUGAAUCUGAAACGGACACAGAAGUAAUUCCAAAACUUGCCAAAUUUGUUUUUGACAAAGCAAAUGAAGAAGGUGAUCAGACUGUCACAUUUAGUCAAGUUGUGCUUGAAGUGAUGAGGCAUCUUGAAGGAGCCUAUGCCCUGAUCUUUAAAAGUCGGCAUUAUCCAAACGAGUUGAUUGCUUGCAAACGUGGCAGUCCAUUGCUCCUUGGUGUCAAAGAAUUUACCGAAGAUUUGAGCAAUGGAUCUGCAUUUCAUGAUGAUGUUUUCGUUUCAAAGAAUGGGCAGCCGAAAGAACUUUUCUUAUCUAGUGAUGCCAAUGCUGUAGUUGAGCACACAAAAAAAGUUUUGGUGAUUGAGGAUGGUGAAGUAGUACAUCUUAAGGAUGGAGGUGUGUCGAUUUUGAAGUUUGAUAAAGACAAGGGAAAGCAUGGUGCUUCACUACCAAGAGUUGCAUCAAUUCAACGUGCAUUGUCCAUUCUUGAGAUGGAGGUUGAGCAAAUAAAUAAAGGAAAAUAUGAACACUAUAUGCAGAAAGAAAUUCAUGAACAGCCAGAAUCUUUAACUACAACAAUGAGGGGGAGGCUGAUACGUGGAGGUUCCUGCAAAGCCAAGACUGUUCUUCUGGGUGGACUGAAGGAUCAUCUUAAAACUAUUAGACGAAGCAGACGGAUUGUUUUCAUUGGGUGUGGUACGAGUUACAAUGCUGCUUUAGCUGCAAGACCCAUCUUGGAAGAACUUUCUGGUAUACCUGUUACCAUGGAAAUUGCUAGUGAUCUAUUGGAUCGGCAGGGACCUAUUUACAGAGAAGAUACAGCUGUCUUUGUCAGUCAAUCUGGUGAAACAGCAGAUACUCUGAAUGCUUUGGAAUAUGCUUUAGAAAAUGGUGCAUUAUGUGUUGGCAUAACAAAUACUGUUGGUAGUGCAAUAGCCAGGAACACACACUGUGGUGUUCAUAUAAAUGCUGGUUGUGAGAUUGGUGUAGCAAGUACAAAGGCUUACACAAGUCAAAUAGUUGUGAUGGCUAUGUUAGCGAUAGCAAUAGGUGCAGAUGCAAUUUCCAAUCAAGAAAGAAGAGAGGCUAUAAUAGAUGGUCUAUUUGACUUGCCAAACAAAGUCAGAGAGGUCCUGAAGCUUGACCAAGAAAUGAAGGAUCUAGCAAAACUAUUAAUUGCCGAGCAGUCACUUCUGAUGUUUGGGAGAGGGUACAACUAUGCCACUGCUCUUGAGGCUGCUUUGAAAGUAAAGGAAGUGGCACUUAUGCAUAGUGAAGGAAUACUUGCGGGUGAAAUGAAGCAUGGUCCAUUGGCUUUAGUUGAUGAAAAUCUGCCAAUUUUGGUCAUUGCCACCCGUGAUGGAUGCUUUAGCAAGCAGCAAUCAGUUAUUCAGCAACUUCAUGCUCGCAAAGGUCGUCUAGUAGUUAUGUGUUCUAAAGGAGAUGCUGCAUCUGUGAGCGUUGGUGGUUCUUCUCGAGUGUUUGAAGUUCCACAAGUCGAGGAUUGUCUUCAACCGGUAGUUAAUAUUGUUCCACUACAGUUGCUGGCAUAUCAUCUCACCGUUUUGAGAGGCUUCAACGUGGACCAGCCUCGGAAUCUUGCCAAGAGUGUGACUACGGAGUAGGGAGAAGUUUACCGAUUCUUACUACAUGGAAAAAAACACCAGGGUCCUAGCUGAAUGAAAGCUCACCUUGGGAUGGAGAGUCUUUCACUUCAUAAUGUCUACAACUAUCUAUUACCUUCAUGUUAAGGUUGUAUAUUGUUUGAGUAUUGUAAAUUAUUAGAAAUAGGCACACAUUACUAACACCCUCUGCUUCUCAGACAAGUUUUUGUGCGCAUGAAGCACAUGGUAUUAUUGGGUUUUGAGUAUUUAUAUCUUUAAUAUGAUUGUUUUGUUUAGUGAUUAUGCAAGCUAUGAUGGUUUUGGUUGAUUAACAUGGAAAGUGUUGACAAUUUUCUCCAUCCAUUCUCAUAGUUUCUCUUCGGUCUUGUAAAAUAAGAAAUCCGCAGUUGGCAAUAUAAGCCAUUUAUAUGUAUAUGAUUUGUCAGUUUAAUAUAUAUGUAUUUGUCAUUUA
Molecule: messenger RNA, 2927 nt
Organism: Ziziphus jujuba (common jujube)
Lineage: Eukaryota; Viridiplantae; Streptophyta; Magnoliopsida; Rosales; Rhamnaceae
Product: glutamine--fructose-6-phosphate aminotransferase [isomerizing] 1
Exons: 11
Coding region: 389-2476 (695 amino acids)
Biological process (GO): fructose 6-phosphate metabolic process; protein N-linked glycosylation; UDP-N-acetylglucosamine metabolic process
Molecular function (GO): carbohydrate derivative binding; L-glutamine:D-fructose-6-phosphate transaminase (isomerizing) activity
Source: RefSeq, a predicted model, not a curated record